ACACUGUAGCCAUCUGCAAACGAGUAUUUCUUUCGUGAAGUAAUUAACAUUCCUAAUCAGAUGCACCUUGCAGCUGCUGUUAGUCUUCACUGGCAAUAAUGCAGCUGCAUUUUGUUACAUAUCUUCCGAAUAGUUACGGGGGGGGGGGGGGAGAUAAAACUGUUCCCACACAGUUCAGAGAGUUCGCACAAAGAAGAUCCCAUGGCAACAGCGAGGCCCACAGUUUGCCUUAUAUAUAUAUAUAUAUAUAUAUAUAUAAAGAUCCAAGAAUAGAUAAUGCAUCAUCUCUUGUAAAACGCCACUUCACUUCGGAAACUGGAGGGAAAAAAUCUACUGAGCUCGCCGUUUAAUCACAUGCCCAGCGUCCAUCGCCUGCUCGCCACGCUCCUCCUCUGGAAAGAGCAGCGAAAAAUCAAGUGGUGCCAAUGUACCGUGUGUUCUACAUGAGUCACUGCCUACGAAGAUAGAUCCCUGCUCUUUGGGACUUUUGUCCAGGAUCCUUUCUGACGGGUCCCCCCCCCCCCCCGCCGCGAAAAAAAUCAGCUCUCUAAACGAAUGCGUGCAAAACGGUGGUUGUGUGUGGAUUGGUUAGUACUAAAGUAUCCAUUGGGUGGCAGCAACAGUAUCUUCUUUGACUUGCAGCAAGCCAGAGAAUGCAUUCAAUCAAAUAAGCCGAUCUUGUAGAAACACUGGAAUCAUUUAUGCAUUGCAGUUUCUCUCUCUCUCUCUCCCUCCCUCCCUCUCUCUUCCUUAGGAUAUUUUGGGUGGAUUGUGGUUAUUAAUCAAGACCUCCUGCUAUUUGUUGUUCACUUGUCAUUUUCACUGAAGAUGAGCAUAGGGCAAACCGGCGUCUGAUUCUUCCCCCCACCCCCUUUUUUUUUUAAUUUGGAGAUUUAUUUAUUUUUUAUUUAUUUUAUUUUUUUCCUAGUGGGAGUGCUAGGACCCAGGAGACAUCCUUUCAUACAGCAGGGGCUGUGUGCUUUCCACAUAGCAGUACAGUACAAGGAAAACCCCAUCGUAUCCGUUAUUGCAGGAUACUUGUGAAAUAUACACAGGAUUCUUUCUUUCUUAUUGCUGCAUCCGAGAUCGGGAAAUUUUGCAUGUGCAGCAAGAGGCUUUGAAAGGCUACACGCACAGAGAUUUGCAAUCAAGACUCCUUUUCUUGUCCUAGAGCUCUCUAGACUUGUGUGGUUCUCAGUCUUUUCCUCCGUCCUUCCCCCCCCCCCCUUUUUUUUUAAAAUUAAUUUCUGCUUUACACCUGGAUCGUAUCUUCGCGAGCAAACUGGGCACUUUCAGAACUAACGGGAGCGAAUCUUGCAGGGAAUCUAAGUCUAUAUGGAAUUAUCUGCUUUGAUGGUGAACUUGGCACUUGUGAAUGGGCAUCUGGUUCGAAUUAUUAAUUGCUAGCAAAAAAGAGGAGUAAAAAACGUGGAUUCAGCGAAUACGCAUUGUGAUGACCAAUUAUCUUAUUGACUGAUAUCAAGAUCAGAAUAUAUUGGAAGACUCUUGUGGGGAGCAGCCUUUAAGAGCUGGAAGAUGAAAGCUCCUAUUCCACACUUGAUUCUCUUGUAUGCUACUCUUACUCAGAGCUUGAAGGUUGUGACCAAAAGGGGCUCAGCUGAUGGAUGCACUGACUGGUCGGUGGAUUACAAGAAGUAUCAAGUUCUAGUGGGAGAACCUGUUCGUAUAAAAUGUGCAUUAUUUUAUGGCUAUAUCAGAGCGAAUUACUCUCUAGCACAAAGUGCUGGUCUUAGUUUGAUGUGGUACAAAAGCUCUGGACCUGGAGAUUUUGAGGAACCUAUAGCUUUUGAUGGAACUAGAAUGAGUAAAGAAGAGGAUUCUAUUUGGUUUCGGCCAACAGUGGUGCAAGACAGUGGUCUUUACGCAUGUGUUAUAAGAAAUUCUACUUACUGUAUGAAAGUCUCCAUCUCGCUGACAGUGGGUGAAAAUGACACAGGACUCUGCUACAAUUCAAAGAUGAAGUACUCUGAAAAAGCUGAACUUAGCAAAAGCAAGGAAAUCUCAUGCCCUGACAUAGAGGAUUUUUUAAUUCCAUAUAGAGAGCCUGAAAUCCUGUGGUAUAAGGAAUGCAAGGCAAAAACAUGGAGACCGAGUAUUGUGUUCAAAAAGGACACUCUCAUCAUCCGGGAGGUUAGAGAAGAUGACAUUGGAAAUUAUACUUGUGAGUUAAAAUACGGAAUCUUUGUUGUCAGAAGAACUACAGAAUUAACAGUUACAGCACCACUAACAGAUAAACCACCAAAGCUUUUGCACCCUUUGGAAAGUAAGCUGAUGAUUCAGGAGACCCAGCUAGGCAAUUCUGCUAACCUAACCUGCCGAGCUUUCUUUGGAUACAGUGGAGAUGUCAGUCCUUUAAUUUAUUGGAUGAAAGGAGAGAAAUUUAUUGAAGAUUUGGAUGAAAAUCGAGUCUGGGAAAGUGAUAUUAGAAUUAUUAAGGAACAUCUUGGAGAACAGGAAGUUUCCAUCUCAUUAAUUCUCGACUCGGUGGAAGAAGGGGACCUAGGAAAUUACUCAUGUUAUGUUGAAAAUGGAAAUGGACGCAGACAUGCCAGCAUUCUUCUACAUAAGAGGGAGCUGAUGUAUACAGUUGAGCUUGCUGGUGGGCUUGGUGCUAUUCUGCUGCUGCUUGUUUGUUUAGUGACUAUCUACAAGUGUUACAAGAUUGAGAUUAUGCUCUUCUACAGGAAUCAUUUUGGAGCUGAAGAGCUAGAUGGAGACAACAAAGAUUAUGAUGCAUAUCUAUCCUAUACCAAAGUGGAUCCAGACCACUGGAAUCAAGAAACUGGGGAAGAAGAACGAUUUGCUCUUGAGAUCCUACCAGAUAUGCUUGAAAAGCAUUAUGGGUACAAGUUGUUCAUACCAGAUAGAGAUUUGAUUCCCACUGGAACCUACAUUGAAGAUGUGGCAAGAUGUGUAGACCAAAGCAAGCGACUGAUCAUCGUCAUGACUCCAAAUUAUGUGGUAAGGAGAGGCUGGAGCAUCUUUGAACUGGAAACCAGGCUUCGGAACAUGUUAGUCACUGGAGAAAUUAAAGUGAUAUUGAUUGAAUGCAGUGAACUCCGGGGAAUUAUGAACUACCAGGAGGUCGAGGCCCUGAAACAUACCAUCAAGCUUCUAACUGUCAUUAAAUGGCAUGGACCAAAAUGCAACAAGUUGAAUUCUAAAUUUUGGAAACGUUUACAGUAUGAAAUGCCUUUUAAGAGGAUAGAAUCCAUCACACAUGAGCAGGUUUUAGAUGUCAGUGAGCAGGGGCCCUUUGGGGAACUGCAGACGGUCUCAGCCAUUUCAAUGGCUGCUGCCACCUCCACUGCUCUUGCAACUGCCCAUCCAGAUCUGCGCUCCACCUUUCAUAAUACUUAUCAUUCACAGAUGCGCCAGAAACACUAUUAUCGAAGCUAUGAAUACGAUGUACCUCCUACUGGCACCCUGCCUCUUACCUCAAUAGGUAACCAGCAUACCUACUGCAACAUCCCUAUGACACUUAUCAAUGGGCAGCGGCCGCAGACAAAAAGUAACAGAGAGAAAAAUCCAGAUGAGGCUCACACAAACAGUGCGAUACUGCCCCUCUUGCCACGGGAGACCAGUAUUUCAAGUGUCAUUUGGUGACAGAAAUGCAAGGGGGGACCCUAACCCCCUUGAGUAGGAGCUAAGUGUGCAGUCUGGUGCCUGGAACUACAUCCUCGACUGCUGCUGUUAAACAUGCAUUACAAUCUAUAAAAUACGAGGAAAAACAGGGUCUUGUACAUAUGUUUUUUGCAGUUUCUUUGUAGCAUCAGUCUUCCUGUUUUACCCAUGUCUCUUGCCAUUCACAUUUUUGACUUUGUUUUAUACAUCAUUGGAAUUUGUAUAUUACGUUUUUUUUUAAAUGAAGAGACUGCUGUAUAGAUAGGAAAUCUUUUUUGCUCCAUUAGUAUAGGUUUUAGAAUUUUUUUAAACAUUUCUUGGGAAUGCUUGGACGAAGCUACGUUAAUAUCAGAAGCACCAUCCAUUUUGUUGGCCUGCCUAGCCUGAUACAUGAAGGCCAUGCCUGCUGCAUUUCACCGUUGUGAAGAACCUUUGUUCUUAGGAGGACCCCGCCAAUCAUUCUGAGCUCCAAUUUCAUUGCUUAUCCCAUGACAACACUCUUUUCUCCCACUUCCCCUUAUGAUGGUCCCGUGCUGGGUAACACUACAGACAGUCUGAUCAUCUAACAUUUAACUCAGUAAAUGCUUUUCAGACAACAAGAUAUACCCAAUAUGUAUCAAUUGCCUCACAGUAACCACUACAGAGUGUGUAGAAAGUAGCGUUUGUUUUUGUUUUAUGGAUGAGUUGAUUUUAUUUAUAUAAAGCAACAACCCUAAUUUGAUCA
Messenger RNA from Dermochelys coriacea (leatherback sea turtle), 4369 nucleotides. RefSeq names its product interleukin 1 receptor accessory protein like 1 (gene IL1RAPL1). NCBI's taxonomy places the organism in Eukaryota, Metazoa, Chordata, Testudines, Dermochelyidae. The record is from RefSeq and is a predicted model, not a curated record. The transcript has 11 exons. The coding region runs from base 1537 to 3627 and encodes 696 amino acids. Gene Ontology annotation, biological process: negative regulation of exocytosis; signal transduction.